AUUUUGAUACAUGGGAGUCAGACUGUAAGAUGGACUAUAGUGCAGAACCAAAGGCAAAGUGUGAUAUUCUCGAAACGUUUGUCGUCACAUUCAGGAACAAUGCUCGGGACAUCAUGGGUUGGAGGGAGAACUUCAACUGCGAAACUCAGUGUGGAGAAAAUGAAGUGUAUAUGUAUGAUGGCCCAGGUUGUGAGGAACAUUGUGUAGGGAACGAACUGCGUUCAUGUGAAGAGCCCGACCAAGAGGGUUGUUUCUGUAAAACAGGCUAUGUUAGGUGUCGCGGAAAGUGUAUCAUAACAGAUAGAGUGGAUUGUACUUGGGGUCCGUGGAGUGAUGAUGUUAUGUGUUCUUCAUGUAAUACGAAGUGCACUAGGUACUGCUUGAAAUAUAGGAAAAAGAACCCUGCCAGAAAUCAUGGGAAAGACUGUGUUGGUCCUAGUUUGACAUAUGCCAUUCGGGAUUGCACAACAGAGGAGUGUGUGGAAACCUCUAAGAGAAAGAAACGGCAGACCUCGGAGGUGCAGCUGCCAAAGGUUUGUCGUGGAACAGGUGACGUUCAUUAUUUUACAUUUGAUGGCCUGAAGUACGACUUCCAAGGUGUCUGUAAAUACACACUAGUUGAAGACAUCACUUUUC
This is a messenger RNA of Owenia fusiformis, 636 nucleotides long. The record is from the annotation of a GenBank genome assembly. Lineage: Eukaryota; Metazoa; Annelida; Polychaeta; Sabellida; Oweniidae.